AUGUAAAAAAAAUUAAUAGAUUUAAGACAUGUUUAUAUUUUAUCGAUAAAUCAAACACUAAGUACACAAAAAAUUAGUAGGUUUUUUUUAAAGAUUUUUUUAAGUAUUAAAAAUGGAAAAUGAUUGUAGAAAUGCAGCCGUUGAACAAGAUGUAUGGAAAUCAAAAUAUUUGCUGAUGCAGCAUGAAUGGCGUUGCCAGCAAAAUACAAUCGGUCGAUUGGAAAUUCAGACGAUGAAACUCCAAUCUCAGUUAAAGCAACAAUCUCAAUUUUGUACAAAAACUGGGUACAUAUUAGGUUAUUGUUUGUGGAAAGCCUCUCAAAUUCCAGACGUCAUCAACAUAAUCCUUAUAAAAGAAAAAAUAUUAGAAUUAUCUGAAAUUAUGAGCGGUGUUCUCACAUCAUUUAAUGAUACCUAUCAACCAAAAAUACCAAUUACAGAUACGGAAGAGACCAGAUUUGUACUGAGCAUUAUCGGAUUGGUAGCCAAUUUGUCAACGGUAGACGCAGGUCGACGAUUUUUUUCACAAACUAACAGUGGUAAAAAUGUGAUUCGACUUAUAAUUUGUAUACUAAUUCGCAUUCCAUCACCAUCUGCAAACCAGUUAAAAAAAAUAUCGUAUUCUGCAUUAUACAACGUAAGCAAUUAUACAGUUAAAAUAUCAUCACAGAUUAUAAAUGCUGAAUUAAUAACUGUAAUAAAUAAUGACAUUAAAGAUGUAAAUGACACGAGAAUUGAACCCGAUCUAAGGUUUUUUGCACUAAAAUUACUGCAGUCACUCAUUCGUAAUGUUUGUAAUAAAGCUGCAUAUGAAAUACUCUUAAACAACAUCGAACAGUCUCGAUUAGUAACACUGACAUCCGCGGUAGACGCCGAAACAGUAAAUAUAUCAAGAAACAUAUUGGACGCUUUCAGCAAAGCAAAAGAACAAUUUGAAACCAAAAUCCCCAUGUCAUAACAAAUAAUCAUUGUGUUAUCACAUAAUAACAUAUUAUUUCAGUUAGUAUAAUGUCAAUAUUCACUGAAAUAUAUAAAAUUUUAAAUUUACAUACAA
This is a messenger RNA of Aphis gossypii (cotton aphid), 1054 nucleotides long. RefSeq lists its product as uncharacterized. Gene Ontology annotation, cellular component: cytosol. NCBI's taxonomy places the organism in Eukaryota, Metazoa, Arthropoda, Insecta, Hemiptera, Aphididae. The record is from RefSeq and is a predicted model, not a curated record. The coding region runs from base 113 to 958 and encodes 281 amino acids. The transcript is spliced from 5 exons.